AUGUUAUUAUUUAAACGAACUACUGACAACAGUUUACAAGAAACUGUUUUAUCAAGACGACGACCGGAUUUAUGGACAAGUAUCAAAAGAAUGAAAAGAAAUAAUCAACAUGACGAAUUUGAUGAUGAAAUUGAAAUACUGUCUGAUGACAUGAAAGUGUCUACAUCGACCGAUAAUAAUUCGAAUGAUUUAAUAGACCAGCACAUAGAGUCCAAUAAUGUAACCGAUAUCUAUCCUACAACUUUAGUAUUUAAAGAAACGAUAAUAAAUAAUAGUUCUGACGAAUUGAUAGCAACAAAAGUGAAUGUAGUAGAUAUUGAAAUAUUAACUACGCAACGAUCGUAUACUUCUCCUACUAGUACUGUGAAUCUGGUUCAUAUUUCUGAAAAUAAUACAAACAGUGUCUUACCUGAUAUUUUAAAUAAAUACGAUAUCAACUCUACCAUAUCUGAUACCUAUACAUCAAAUGAGAAUUAUACAAAUGAUUUGGUUACUUCGACUAGUCAGUUGUCUUCGACCAACAAUCUGUUAUUACUAAAUAAUGUAGAAUUCAACAAUGUUGACAAUAUUACAAUAGACCCAUUUUUAAAACUAAUUGUUUAUGAAGAACACCCAAAACAUAUUGCUGAUGUUAACCAAACCAAUGAUGUCACAAAUAAUUCUUUAACAACAAUUAAUAUUAUUCAAUCAGAUGACAACGAUCUGAUUAGUACUGUAUCAUCAAACAUCGAGACUUUGACCAAUGAGAUAUUAUCGCCGAUAAAUGAUGAAAAUACAGCGGAUAAAAAUGCUAAUGAGCUUGGUAAUUAUACAAUUUUAUUUGACGAUGUUACAACAAUGAGUACUGGGUAUAGCAGUGAGGAAACAAAUUCAGCAUCACAUGCAGAACACAUAACAAAAAAAUCAUACAAUAGUUAUGCUACAUCCUCGACAGAAGAAAAUUUAAUGACUACAUUAAUAAUUAUCGAUAGUUCUCAAUCCGAACAAAAUACGACUGGAACCAUAUACAAUUUUACAACUGAAUCAUCCGAUACAACUGGCAAGGAUAUAUUUUCUGUAACGGAUGAUAAUACUGGAAUUAACCAGUGGGAAAAUGUAACAAGUGAAAUAAUGCCAUCUUUGUCGCAUGAAAAUGUUACCACCUCUUACCAUAAUGAUAAUACAACAAUUGUUAUAGAAGAUAAUUCGAACAAUGCAUUGAACAACGACGCAAGUACUAUUUGCGAUGAAGAUGGAAAAUGUCUCACUAUUAAACAUGGCACUGUAGACAAUGAUUCUUUUUCCAACGCUGCAUUGGAUUUCACUACGAUAUAUUCAAAAACAGAUGGGAAUGUGACCAUUAUUACCGAUACUGUGUUGGACAAUGAUGAUGACAAUAAUGAAAAUAAAAAAGAAAGCAAUACAAUACUAAUUAAUACAACUAUUUGGACAUAUAAAAAUGAAACAACGGUGACAACAAUUUCAGACAACUUUCAUGAUAAUAUAUCUCGUACAGAUAACACCACUUUUAUAAAUGAAAUACAAAAUGAAAAUGAUACUAGCUACAACGACUUUAUAUCAACACACUAUCCUAAUGAUAAUGUUCGUUUAGAAAACGAAACAGAUCAAAUAGUGGCAAUAGAAAAACAGUUUUCGAUCAAAGUAUCUGAAAUUGUUCAAUGUGAUUUAACAUGUCAAUGUACGAAAAAAUGUCCGUAUGGUUUCGAUCUAAUGAAUGACACAUGUGAAUGUAGUCCACCAUGUGAAAAAUAUCAAUGUUUUGAUAAUCAUACGUGCGAAGUUGACAGUCAGGAAGAACCAAUUUGUCUACCAUUAGAUAAACAAGAUCGUCCACUUGAAUGUCAUCAACCGAUGCACGUUGGUUAUCAUGAAUCUGUGCCACGAUAUCAUGAUCGAUGGUAUUAUCAUCCAGUUGAGGAGACAUGUCAUCAUUUUAUUUAUCGUGGAAGCGGUGGAAAUAAAAAUAAUUUUCGUACAUUAAACGAUUGUCGACUAAAAUGUAUAACGUGUGCACCAGCACCUAAUCGUGGAAUAUGUAACGGUUUCAUUCAAAUGUGGUAUUAUGAUUAUAAUAAACAAACAUGUUUACCAUUUGUACAUAGUGGUUGCAAAGGAAAUGAUAAUAAAUUUAUACGAGAAGUAGACUGCAUCGAUACAUGUGUAAAAAGAAUAAAUAUCACCGUUUAA
Messenger RNA from Didymodactylos carnosus, 2187 nucleotides. NCBI's taxonomy places the organism in Eukaryota, Metazoa, Rotifera, Eurotatoria, Philodinida, Philodinidae. The record is from the annotation of a GenBank genome assembly.